This is a messenger RNA of Trichoderma citrinoviride, 1344 nucleotides long. RefSeq lists its product as hypothetical. Gene Ontology annotation, cellular component: tRNA-intron endonuclease complex. Lineage: Eukaryota; Fungi; Ascomycota; Sordariomycetes; Hypocreales; Hypocreaceae. The record is from RefSeq and is a predicted model, not a curated record. The coding region runs from base 1 to 1344 and encodes 447 amino acids. The transcript has 2 exons. Gene Ontology annotation, biological process: tRNA-type intron splice site recognition and cleavage.
AUGCCUUUUGACGACGACGACAGCCCACUGGCUGCAGGCCCGGUCCCCACAGACGGCGAAGGCGGCGCCGCGACGGUGGAGGAAGCGCUGGAGGAUGACAUGCCCGACUACAAGCUGUUCGCAGCAUCAUUUACGAAGAAGGGUGUCUCCAGCCAGACGAUCCGCAAGGGCGAAAAGGACUUUGAGACGCACGGGACCCGGGCUCAGGACGGCGCACUGGAGUCGAGCCGGAGGGCGCUCGAGGACGUGCUCAGCUACACGAGGAUACACCGAGGCGAUGCCUGGGCCCGGGGCUGGUGCUUUCCGGAUUUCUGGACGGACGAGGCGAACGUUGCGGUGGACUACGAGGGCAUGUGGCUCAAGGACCGGGUGGUGGUGAUGGAGCAUGAGAAGGGGGGCUGGAUGAAGGAUAUCGGACGAGUGGCUUCCGGGAGCAAGGACCAGCUUGGUGUGGGAAGGCUGUGGCUACUACCGGAAGAGGCCAUCUACCUUGUUGAGAGAGGCACCGUCGACCUGUGGUGGCCGUAUACCGACUUCGAAACCCUCUUGCCGAAGGGGAGCACCAGCGGGGCACCUCGGCCUGGGUUUGGGCCUGACGACUACGAUAUUGGAUUGCCGCUGAGUCUUGAAGCUGCAUAUUCGCUCUUCAUCGGCUUUGAGGAUGAACAAGGGAAGACGACACUGCCAAAGUACCAGGUCUACGCGCACCUGAAGCGAGCAGGCUUCAACAUCCUCCGAGCACCGCCAGAACCACCCAUACAAGAAGCCACAGAGCCGUCACAAACACUAUGGCAAUGGCUUUUCUCCUUUGUCAAGCCGGAGAUGUUACAAUUUGGGAAGCAGCGGCAGCAACCAUUCGGCCCGCUCGUCGCCCCGGGCCUGUACCGUGCCUACCGACCGAUAUACCAGCAGCUGGCCCUCAUUCCGCGACACAAGCCGCUGCCUGUGCCGCCGAGCGCAUCCAAGCCGGAGGAUCCUUUCCGGGUGCACUUCCACGUCUGGAAGCCCGGUGCGGGCGGCUUCUCCAAGAAGAAUCCUCCGCCCCCAGACUUUCGCAUCGCCGUGGCGGACACGGCAGAUUCGUGUCUUCCCACGCUGGAGCAAAUCGGAACGCUGCUCGAGUCGACGCCCUACGAUCCCGCGCCCGAGGCGUGGCGAGGAAACCCGGGCAAGCUGUACCAGCGGUUGAAGCACGGACACAGGAACGUCAUUGUGGCCGUGGUGGACAGGGGAUUGGUCAACUUUAUGAGGUUUGGGGAGGGCGCGUUUGGGGAGGAGCGGUUGUUUGAGAGGUUUGAUAAUCGCAACGCUGGGCGAGGUGGUGAGAAACAGGUCAAAGUGUAA